AUGACCGCGAAACCCAAGUACUUCGACGGAAAUGGAGGAGUCAUCGCUCUGACUCGAUGGUUCGAGAAGAUCGAAUCCAUCUUCCAAAUUUGCGCCUGUUCCGAAGCCAACAAGGUGAAGUUUGCUGCCUGUACCUUCACUGACAGAGCUUUGACCUGGUGGAAUGGUCAAGUCAAAACCCUAACCCUGACAGUAGCUAAUUCCAUGGGUUGGGAAAGACUGAAGGAACUCAUGAUGGCUGAAUACAGCCCGAGGGGCGAGGUGCAAAAGUUGGAGCACGAACUUUGGAACUUGAAGAUGAAGGGUUCUAACAUUGCUACUUACACUGAUAGAUUCUAUGAAGUGGCAACUGUUUCUGAGCCACAUAAGGAAAGUGUUGGGAAGAAGAAGAAAUCAUGGAACAAACGCAAGGGUCAGUCUUCGCAAGAGCCCUCCAAGAAACAACAAACAGUGGCAGUUCAUGUUGUUACUGCUCCUGCUACUGCCCCAGCUACUGUUCUAACCACCCAAACUCCUACCGGUGUUUAUGAUGGGAAAUUACCUUUGUGCAACAAGUGUAACUUCCAUCAUCACAGACCCUGCCGUGAUUUGAGUUGCAAUAACUGUGGGAAGAAGGGUCACACAACUCGAUACUGCAAGGUGCCAGCCCAACCCACCAACCAGACUGCGAGAGCAGGUGCUGGUCAAGCUUGUUAUGGAUGUGGAGAGGUUGGGCAUUUCAGGAGAAAUUUCCCCAAGGCAACGACUGGUGGCAAUACAGGGAGAGUUUUGGCAAUGGGCUAG
Molecule: messenger RNA, 783 nt
Organism: Lactuca sativa (garden lettuce)
Lineage: Eukaryota; Viridiplantae; Streptophyta; Magnoliopsida; Asterales; Asteraceae
Source: RefSeq, a predicted model, not a curated record